UCUCUCUCUCUCUCUCUCUCUCUCUCUCUCUCUCUCUCGCCGACCAAACCUACUAAAUGAGGACGUCCUCACAAUGUGUAGAAGAGAAUACACACAUAUUAUAAGUACUAUGUUAGGUAUAGCCUUAAGGAUACCUAUAAAAGUCUAUCUAAUACUCUCUUUCGAAUUAUGACAAAAAAGGAUUUCUCACUGUACAACAGAAAACAACAGUUUCUCACUUUACAACAGAAAACAACAGUUUCUCAUUCAACAUAAAACAACAAUUUCUCACUAUACAAUAUAAAACAGCAGUUUCUCACUUUACAACAGAAAACAACAGGUUUUUUUCAUUCAACAUAAAAACGACACACUUUUUUAUUAGACUGCAUAAAACGACAGGCACUCUGCUUUUAUUGUAUAGAAUAAAACGAAAUUUUACAGUAUACAACGACAUUGAUUUUCGUUAUACAACCGAGUAUAUUUUGAAAAGCUAUGAAACAUAUUAUUACUCAGAAAUAAUCCCUGAAAAAAAAAUCUUCUUUGGAGACAGCUUAGAUUAUAAAGACUGUGCUGUCGGUCUGUACAUGAUAGAAGCAGUUUCCACGAUUUUGUUUACAGAUAUUUUUUCUGAUUUUUUUUUUAAUUUGAACGAAUCUUCGCUAAUUUAAUUAUUCGAUACAUAUAUGUGUUCAUUUUUCUGGACUAAAAUUCAAAUCUGUGUGUACAUAAAUCUGUUUUAAAAAAAGAAAGAAUAAAGAACUUCACAGCCCUUGAAGUACCAUCUUGAAUGGAGCCUUUGAUACAGUUUUCCAUAAAUAACCUGAAGAGCUGUUACGUACUGAUCCUAUGAAAACAAACCUUGUUAAUAAGUAUCAGUUCGCUAACCCCUUAUCUGUCGUCUUCUUUGGUUUUAUUUAAAUUUCCAUCAUUUUCGGGUGUGGGCCGCGCAUACACCUGCCUUUGAUAGCCCAAAAUCGUGUACAAGAGCUCAUUGUUUUUUCUUUCAUCUAUUUUUGGACGGCUAUAAAAGAUAAGGUUAAAAAGUAUGCUGAAAUUGAAGGUCUUUGUUCAUGCAUAUUAGUUUUUUGAUAAUCGAAAUUCGAAAAAACUUGAAUGAGAAGAAUGCCUAUCAUCAGCGGUUAAUAAUAGUCAUGUAGAUAAUAAGCCUCAAGAAGUGUAUGCAAAUAAAGAUCCCCAAAGAACUUCGUGAUUAAUUCUAACCUUUUUUUAAAUUCUUAAAAAAUGAGUUCAAAUGUCUAUGUGCAUGUAAAUUAUGUUCAGCUACACGCUCCCAUCAAUAUGAAAUCAAAUAUCAAAUCAGAGAAAUGGGUAGAUAAUUCGCCGACAUGUAAUCUACAGAUAAACGAGAUUAAUAAUUCACGAAAUUCACAAAAAAUAUAAUUUUCAAAAUCAUCUAAACUGCAUUCUUUUCGUUUUCUCUUAAAUUGGCCUGAUUCUGUCCUUAUCAACAUUAAGUCGAUAUGUGGACUACACAGACACACUAUUGUAUUCAUCAUAUGGCAGGGUUCUUCAAAAUAUAAAUUUAUUUUUCAAACUUCAAUUCUUCCGUAACAAACACUUUGAUUUCUUGUAAUUCGACACCAGAAAUAAAACACUUCUAUUGUCGUCUGUUGUCGAUUUUGACCGAAAAUGUCAAGUUUUAAGCGCAUACUUUUGGUUUUUUUAUUUUCAUACAUGAAAAUGUUAAGUUUUAAUUGCUUGCUUUUGAGUUUUUAUUUUCAUACAUGGAAAUGUUAAGUUUUAAUUGCUUGCUUUUGAGUUUUUAUUUUUACCAGUACGUGGAAAUGUUAACUUUUAAUCGCUUGCUUUCGAUCUUUGUUUUUGUAUUAUAUUUUGAUCAAUACAUGGAAAUGUCAAGUCUUAAUUACUUGCUUUUGAUUUUAUUUAUUUUCAUCAGUACAUAUUUAUAUCCUUGAACUGGUCUACCAUCAAUCUAAUUAAAAUUAGAUCUUUGAUCCGCUCAUGCAAUCAAAGAUCUAAUUUUAAUUAGAUUGGUCUACCAUAGUCUUAAUCAUGCAUAAACAAUGCAUAAACAAUAACAAUUGUCAUACAUACAAAAAUUGCACAUGGUGGUCUCAAAUAUAUAUAUGUAAGACUCUAAAGUGCCAUGGUCGCUCCAAAGUGCGAUGACCACGCCAAAGUGCGAUGGUCUGCGCCAAAGUACGAUGGUUUGUUAACGUUACGGACGCCAAAGUGCGAUGACCACGCCAAAGUCCGAUGGUGCGGAGUUCAGUAACGUUUGUGACGUCCGUCAUUGUGACGUCAUUCUUAACGUCUUUCAAAAUGAAACCGGAGAAAUGCAACACGGACCAGCAAAGUACAUUUGUUGUCGAACUAUCUACGUAGUUCGUACUUUGGCGUGUCACACCAUCGGGGUUUGGCGUGACCAUCGCACAUUGGAGUCCCAUCGCACUUUGGAGUCUUACAUAUAUAUAUGUAUAUAUUCAAUAAAUUCUUUCCUUGUCAAUGGAUCAUAGCUAUACAUAUAUAAAUAUAUAUAGAUCUAUAUAUCUAUGUAUCGAAACAGAUUAAUACGUUUAAUGCUCAAAAUGUUAUGAAGUUAUGCAAUUUAGGGACUAUUUUGCGCAAAGUUACAAUUCUAUGAAAAAUAUUGUAGAACAUGUACUUUGAAAGUAAAUUUACGAGUAUAUAUAUUCACUCAUUUAGAAUCAAUUAUAUUUCUUAAGCGCAUCUCAAUAGUUUGAAAUGAACUACUUUAUGAAACGAGUCUUUUUCACGAAGUCCCUCAAGGAAUGUGCAAUAUUUUUCCAUUCAAAUUGAAGCUGAGAGAGAGAGAGAGAGAGAGAGAGAGAGAGAGAGAGAGAGCUGUAUGGUCAUGAUUUAACAGGUAGGAUAGGGUUAUAGCAAGUUUAAAAAAAAAAAAAAACAUCCAUUAAGUGUCGUCUGCGAAAUUAGGUAAUCGCAGAAAAAUGGAAUUGCGGAGAUGUUAUGAUAUGAUAUCAAAAUGAGGAAAAAAUUCAACACUUAAGCGUUACAAAUCAUUAAUUUCUCCAUUAGUCAUGCAAUAUCGUGAUCUAUAAUCGAUAUGCACCAUUUAAUUGGCGUUUAUCGUGCAUGCAGAGUAUUAUUAAGAAAAGAAUUUUUCCCCUCAUAAAGAGUGCGCUAUUAAUUAACAGCAAUAAAUGACAUUACUCUCUGUUCAAGGACACGAACACUUUUAUGUUCCACUAAACAGUAGUUUUAACAUUGUGUCCCUCUAACCUCUUUGUACAGAAGACAUGUUGAAUUGUCCGUGUAAUUUUCCAUUUCUCGUGACUGCUGAUAUAUUAUGGGGAAAAAAACCAAUUGGAAUAGGAUGUAGAAAAUGUCUUGAUCAAUGAGCCCGAAAUAAUUGUCAGUGGGGAUGCGGUCUCUUCUUCUUCCGACAUGCGCGUAUAUAGAGACCCGUGUCCGUUCCAUGGGAACGCCCAUUUUAAAUAGACCGGAUUUCAAACACCAGAAUACAAUGACAACUUCAAUUCCUUUUCACCUACUAGUAUAAACCGAGGUUAAAAAAUUCCUUUGACAAAUUAUCUAGUACUCUGCAUAGAUAUUGCAGCUAAACAAACAAAGAUCCCAAGCCUUUCUCCGUCAGUAAUGGUAAAUAUUUCAAGCUGUCGAUAUAUGGUAUGUAAAAUUGACAUCAAAUGGGUUUUCCUGGUCGAUUACUUAAUGCCCUAAACCCACGCACUGCAUUUCUUACACUCAGCGAAUUACAACUUUAGUUUACAGACAGUAGAAUUUCCGUACCACCGUGCAGGAUAAAUUGUUUUGACAUGGUUGUAAAUAGUAACUGUACAGAUUUUUAUGUUCACAAUUAAAGUUUAAUUGAACAAUUUAGGAUUGAGCACAAGUUCUGUAAUUACUAAGGAUGCCCUCUGUGAAAUAAGAAACUGUUUCAAGAUUAGAAGUAUGAAAAGGCCAGUACUAGUGUGACACAAAUACAUAAUAUUAAAUUCAGCAUAUCUGAUCAUCACUGUUGGAUUUCGGAAGCCCCCCUCCCUUUUAUUUUUAAUUACACACAUAUUUGAAAGUGAUCGUUUCUUAACUUUUUAUUCAUGCAAUGACGGUGCGACAUUCUAGUCGAAGGCAAAUAAAGAAUUUUGUUGUCAAAAUCCUCAUUCUGUUCCAUUUAAAUUAAGAUAUCUUCCGGUAGAACAACUGCACUCACGCCUUGCCCUAGCUGCAGAACUGUAGCUCUCUGAAAAAAAAUAUUAUUCCGUCACAAUAUUUUUUCAGAGAGCUACAGUUCUACAGCUAGCCUUGCCCCCUCCCCAUUCCCUCUACAGCACUGUUAUUGCAUUGCACACGUUCAAUUUGUUGUUAUACAUCGAUAAAAUUUACUUCUACAAAAGAUAUCAAGAUCGCCCGGUAUUUUUAAUCAAUGUAUGUUGUUAAAUGUAUGAUUUAUAUUGAAUACAUACUCAUUCCCAGUAUAUCGCGAGUAUUAACAAUUCCUAAAAAUACGAACGAGGGCAUUUUUGGUCUGUGCGUGCUUAGUACAAGACAAGUAUUCUCAACAUUGCCGCGUGUACAAAAAUAAAAUAAGUAUUAUUAAUAAUACUACUUCGAAACGACUUUUGUUGUGGCGAAAUUUAGUAUAAAUGAGAUAUAUAUGUAAUUAUCAAUCAUCAUGAUCGCAACUCAAGUUUCCGAUGUCAAUAAACGAAGUGGACAUGGUGGAAUUUUAAUAGAGGAGUUUUGUCUAGAUAAUCUUUAGAUGAAUUUACACCUUAUAUUGCCUCAUAGAAAGGGACAACGUGUUCAAUUCAUCAUUAACAGGUGGAAUUUCGUAUAAUUCUACAUGUUUGGUAUACCAUAGUUUGAUAAAAUUGGAGCGUUCACUGAGGAAAAUGUCUGAAAAUGAUACACACCUUAAUUUUACCAACACAACCCUGGUAAAGAAAUAGGCAUAUAAUAUGAUAAUAUUUUUAUAAUCAGAAAGAUAUUAUAUAUUUAGCCUUAUCUGUAGGAAGACUAUCAAUAAAAUUCUUUAUGUAGAAUAUCUUGCUCGUUCAGUGAUGUGUUUAUUAUCAGUAAGUAUGGAGAGGGCACAGCCAUUGCACCUGCUACCUUAUCCUAUGAAUAGAAUAUGAUUUAUUUCCAAAUUAGGGCCCUCUCGGGCAUACAGCAUACAUGAUUAUUAACAUUUCAAUGUGUAAUGACGAUAAAAAGAAAAGAAAAAAACAAGAGUAAAAUAUGCACUAUUAGUAUGAGCAUUAAUGUUCAUAUACAUGAGACAUUUGAACAUGAUAAUACUUAUUUGUAUUAUAUGUAAGUACCACCGUGUAUCCUAAUGCAAAACAGUCAGAAAUACAGAAAUACACAUAGGGAAAAAAACAUAUAUAUAUAUAUAUAUAUAUAUAUAUACAUGUACAUAUUAAUACGUGAAUGAAAUACUGUUCAAAUCAAAUAUUAUCAGUGAUAUUAUAUCACACACGGAAGACAUGACAGCUAAAACUACCGGUACCUUUAAAUCAUCAAUAUAUAAAACCUCAACCUUUUCUUCCUUAAAGAAAGUAAUUAAUGUGGGUCCCCAUUCGCAAUUUGAUAAGGAGUAUCGGUGCUUGAUUUUGUUAGCGAUAAUCUCAUAACCUUAAACGACAUCUUCCCAGCAGACCAGUGGAGAUGACAUCUUCCCAGCAGACCAGUGGAGAUGACAUCUUCCCAGCAGAUCAGUGGAGAUGGAGAUUGUGUAUCAGUAGUGAUUGUUAAAGCAUCAUUUAUUUUUAAAAAAAAUUUUUUUUUUACCCUUGCGCGCAUUUUAAAAUGUUUGUAAAUCCCCAUCAUAAAACCAUUCAAUGUUCUCGACGACAAAGAUUUUAGAAACCCAACAAUUUCUUAAUGCAAGCUUUAUUACAGAAGAACUGUAUUGAACUAUUGAAUAUUUAGUGUUUUCAAAUUUAGAUCAUAUUUGUCAGAUUUUUCCCCCAAACAAGAUUGACAACAUCGCCAUAUCCUUAAUGAACCUGAGUUCAGUACAGUUUUUAGAAAUCGCACCUCUGAAAGGAAUUUCAGCAGGAUCCAAAAACCGAUUCCCCGUGACAAGAAAAACAAAAAAGACCAUUAUGAUUAUUCCAAAUUGCCCCAAAACAAAGAGGGGUCACCCCGGCAAGGAAAAACAAUGACCAUGUGUCGUCAAACAUGCAAUCGGUAAUGUCAAUACUCCAAACUCCUUAUCGAUGAGGUGAUAUGUAUGGUUGGGUUGACAUGUGAACUAAUGUGUAUUUUGCAAUCAAAUUAAGACAUCGUUUGUAACUCACAAGGCGGUGCCUGAGCAAAUCGACACAUGGACUGAGGUCGUCUGUAUUUAAAAGGCACCGAAUCAUGUAAAUGUUUUCUUAAGCAUUCGAAGAUUGACGUCAGUCGUGAAUUACCGCAAGAUACUUUAAAUCAAUGUCGGAAUCGAAUGCGGGGUGAUUUCAAAGACUUAGGAACUUGACCUUGUAUUUAAAUCAUUUCGAGGACCGUCCCGUAACCGUGAGACGCACCAACAAAAAAUAACACUUCCGAUUCCAAUUUUAAACCAGCAGUCUAUAUUUAAAUGAAUUAUGAAGUCAGAAUCAUUUAGUCUUUAAUUCUGAGCUGACCACUUCAUUUGCCGAUAUAAUUUCAUUCUAUCACCGACUGUGAGUUUACCAUUCAUAUGCUUUGGAAUUUUUAGAGAAAGAAUAUUUUCAUCGCAAUUACCAAUUCUGUGACAACGUCAACACCAAACCAGAACACGUCAAACAGUCUACAGGGACAGCCAUGGCUCUCAAGGUUCAUCGUAACACGCUGUGGACGCACAAUACAAAUAACAUUGGUCAUCUAGGACUUCACAGUGAAACCAGAAAUCUGACCAUUGCAAAAAACACCUGUGUGGAGAAACAUUUCGGUGUCUUAAUCACAGCCUUGAAAAGUUCUGAAAAACAGAAUAUCAGAAUUAUGAGCGGGAACCGCCGUGAUCUGGAGCAGUCUUUGUUCGCUCUGUCACAGAGAAUGCGGGAAAUCAACCAAAGUCGACUUUCUUUACCUGCAUCACGAAAUACCUCCUUCUCGCCGAGAGACUCGAGAUCUAAUUCGGAUGCAAGCACUUUUUCAUUCGCAUCGUCGAGGACGAGUGUUUCAUCUUUUAACUCUUUUUCCAAAUACAUAGGAAGGAGACUCUCCCCUGUGAAAGGGAAGCGAAAAUCGCGUAAAUCUAUUGAAAUUAAUGACCAGCACGAGGAAGAAGGGAAGAAAAGAGAGCGGAAGAGAGCGGUUGUUUCUCCCCCAGACCUCGAGAAACUCCACGAAAUGUCCGACAAAUCUUCAGAAUUUCCAGAGAAAUCAAAAUUCUCUUUACAAGAGCUGCAGGAAAGAAUAUCAUCUCGUAAGAGUUGUGUUCGCAUCACCCCUUUCCCAGAUCUCCCAGCAGACACGGAAACUCCAAAUAAGGAGGACUCGUCUUCCGUUUCAACGGACGAUUCUGUUAGCACUUCAAGACGUUCCAUACGCGUGCGCAAAAAGUCUAAACCUAGAAAAAAGUCAAGUCGGGAAAGCGUGGAAGAAAUUUCUGUACACGAGCCGGAAACUCCCCGCAACAAUCCGCAUGCACGAAUGAUCGCUCUGCAGAAACUGCAAAUGGAAACGCAAAGAAGAGCUGCACUUAUUGAAAAAGAAAAGCUUGAAUUGAUGAAGAAAAACCGCAAAGAGGUGACUGAAAGUUUUCGUUAUUCUCAUGCCGUUGAACAAUUCUUGAAGUCGAAAAGACAAAAUUCCAAAAUUUCCAUGUCUGAAGUUCCGGAUGAAAUUGAAUAUGAUGCUGAAGGACGGGAGAUUCGGCGACUUGGUCCUUCCGUUUUGGCGGUAAUAAAUGUCGAUGACAUGGACUACGUUACAAGUGUGACCGUUCGACGCAGACGACACACCACAAGCAGUCUUGGAGAAAAACGACCGAGUUUCUACAGAACAAAAUCAAGAAAAUCAAUUGCUUCCAUUUACCACCCUUUGCCGGAAAUUAACAAGGAAUCCCAGUCAAAUCCAAUUGAACACUCUGUGUCAACAAAAAAACUUCUUCCAAAAGACCCCCUCCCACCGGUUGUAGAAGAUCAGGUAGUGGUGGCAGCAUGAACUAUACAAAUAAACUACAAUGUACCCGGUACUAGUGAUUUCUGUGCUUCACAUAUUUUGUUUUAUGAUUUUAAAGAUGUUUCUUGCCAUUACUUCACCGGUAAUUUCAAGUUCAUGGGAAAAUUAAUUCCAUGAAAAGAUAUUAUUUUUUAUUAUUUGAUUACGUAGUCAUUUGCUUUUACAGUGUUAUAAGUACUUGCCACAUUGAUAUGUAUAAAAUAAAAUUCUUGUCCAGAAAA
Molecule: messenger RNA, 8333 nt
Organism: Ostrea edulis (European flat oyster)
Lineage: Eukaryota; Metazoa; Mollusca; Bivalvia; Ostreida; Ostreidae
Exons: 3
Coding region: 6751-8094 (447 amino acids)
Source: RefSeq, a predicted model, not a curated record